This is a messenger RNA of Wyeomyia smithii (pitcher-plant mosquito), 1128 nucleotides long. RefSeq names its product nuclear pore glycoprotein p62 (gene Nup62). Gene Ontology annotation, biological process: protein import into nucleus; RNA export from nucleus. The record is from RefSeq and is a predicted model, not a curated record. The coding region runs from base 119 to 1042 and encodes 307 amino acids. Gene Ontology annotation, molecular function: structural constituent of nuclear pore; phospholipid binding. Lineage: Eukaryota; Metazoa; Arthropoda; Insecta; Diptera; Culicidae. The transcript has a single exon. Gene Ontology annotation, cellular component: nuclear pore; nuclear pore central transport channel.
AUGGAUUGCCCAAUGCAUCGAUCAACAUUCAAAGUGUCAAAGUGAUUUGAAGUUCCGCGCGUCUUAAAUAUUAAAAAUAUCAAAGUUUUCGCUGUCGUUUCGUUCUUAAUCACGAACAAUGAGCUUCAAUCCAGUCACCACCGCUAGCACCGGAUUUGCCUUUGGUGGUACUCCUUUUGGUACUGGAACUACGACUUCUGCAGGCGUUGCAACAACAGCUUCUGCCACUCCAGCAACAUCCACUGCAGCAACAUUGACUUUCGGAUCGGGUUUGUCUGCUACUUCGACGCAAGUGACAACUGCUACAGUUGCGCCAACCGCGACGACAACCACUAGCCAGCAGCAGCAGCAACUCGCAAUUGGCAGCUUUACAACCCCGGUAAAACCAGCAGAUACUGCACCACCGGCAGCAAAUCUCACAACAACCACCCAAACCACUCAGUCAUCAGCUAUAUCUGGCUCGCAGCUUAACUAUUGCCAACUAGAAGAGUUUAUUAAUAAGUGGACCCUAGAACUAGAAGAACAAGAAAAACUGUUCACCAACCAAGCAACUCAGGUCAAUGCGUGGGAUAAAUUGUUAUUAUCUAACGGUGAAAAGAUUGUAGCGCUCAAUGAGUCCGUCGAAAAAGUUAAAGCUGAGCAGGACACAAUGGAACAGGAGUUGGAAUUCAUUACUGCACAGCUCACUGAAUUAGAGGAAUGUAUUAUGCCCCUGGAGGACGAACUUUCCAAGAUCGUGCAGGUUGACAUAGAACGAGGUCAAACUUACUCGAUGGCUGAAACACUGGAUUCGCAGCUAAAGCAGAUGUCAGAGGAUUUAAAAGAGGUUAUCGAACAUCUAAAUGAGUCCAACAAGUAUUCCGAUCCAAGUGAUCCUCUGGUUCAAAUUGGCAAGAUACUGAAUGCGCAUAUGAACUCACUGCAGUGGAUCGAAUCCUCUACUUCAAGUAUAACGAAUCGGUUGGAGGACAUCGGUAAAAUGCACGAUACUCUGCGGAAGGACAACGAACGCUCCUUCCGAUUGACUUACUAUGACAAUUAGUUUGUAGGUUUACUUCUUGUAAGAUAAACUCUUCGUCUGAAUUCCUAUGUUUGGGUUUAAUAAAAAGCCUAAUGUUUAGUUUCAAA